Messenger RNA from Peniophora sp. CBMAI 1063, 4035 nucleotides. NCBI's taxonomy places the organism in Eukaryota, Fungi, Basidiomycota, Agaricomycetes, Russulales, Peniophoraceae. The record is from the annotation of a GenBank genome assembly.
AUGGCGUCCCUCCCCUCCCCUUCGACCGUACUUGAUAUCAACUUGGACGAGGCAACCAGAGCGCAGAUAAAGCGCGAUGUCGAGAAGGAGCUCGGUCACAUGGUGAGCGACGCACGCCAGGAGCUGGAGAAGGCGACCGCCAACGCACAGACGGAGGCCGAGCGUGAACGCGCGCAGAAGGAUUAUAAGGAUACAAUGGAGACCAUGAAGAUGCUUGCAAGCGAGAUGUUCACGACGCGCAUGCGCGAGCUAGUCAGCUCGCGUCGAAAUCCUGCAGGCGGCCCCUCCGUUCAAAACCAGCAGCAGAGGAUCUUGGAAACUAUCCAACAGGCUUCUCCCGUCGUCUCUCAAUCUCCUCAGUACUUUCGUCAUAACAAUCGGCGGCCCAAUGCGCUGGAUGUAGAUCAAGAGGGGGAGUUUGAUGAAGAAGAAGAGUUCGACGAAGAGUUCGAGGACGGAGAGGACUAUAGCAGCGAAGGAGAGCCACAACCUGCUUCUGGUCCGCGAUCAGCGUCGUACAUGCCACGACAGCCACCACAGGCAAUUCCGUACGCUGGGCCGCGUCGUAACACUCUUGAGCGUGGCUCGUCUCAGACAAUCGGCCGCUCGCCCCUCGAGGACGGUGGUGAGAAAGGCGACACGGAGGAUGAAGAGGAUGGACCGCCUGCUCAAGUUCGGCGAUCGAGCCAAUCCCGUCCAAAUCGCCGAUCCAGUUCCAGCUCGGGCACGUUUCAGCGUCAGCAUCCUCAAAUGUGGAAGCCUCCUCCAACGACCGAACCGUCCGGCAUCUCACGCACUUUACAACAUGCGGGGACUGCCCCAUUACCUGGCCCUCCACGACGCGGUAGUGUCAAUGGCCAAGGUAGCGGUCCAAGUGUACCUGGUGUACCCGGGAGCUUUCGUGGUGGACCGACACCGAGUCCGUACGAAGGUCGCUCCGACGGGCGCGAACGCACGAAUAGCGAUCAAGCUGGCUGGCCUCCCGGUCGUGUUGGCCGGCAUCCAUCUCUCGGUAUCGAACGUGGACCUACUGCGUCUCCGCGCGUAGAAGGAGGCACCGCUUCGCCUUUCCCUCCCGUUGCUUCAGGGUCCUCACCACGCACUGGCCAGUAUGGCGUCGGCGCUCGUCCUAUUCCCAUGGGCGCAUCAAAUCGACCUUCUCCACACGAUGAUAGCAUGCGCUUUCCCGCAACGGGUAGCAGUCCCAGCAGACCCUUCUACGGUCCACAGCGCUCGCCAGACGAUACUCGCAAUGGCAUCAGCGUGCCUCGCGGGCAGUACACGCCCGAUGAGAUGCGUGCUGGCUCUUACGUAGGCACUCGCUCCAUGCGCUCACGCCCUAGCCGAGAGGACUUUGGCGCCCAUCGACGUGUCGAUUCUUCUGGUGGCUGGUCCCGAACGCGCGGUGUUGGGGAAGAAGACGAUGCUUUAUCAGACUUCCCAGAGUUUGAGGAAGACGAUCUGCCCGGGAUGGACUCGAAUAGCGUCCGCAGCGGCCGUUCGCAGGGCAGUCUGGCUUUCGCGCGCAUGAAGGAGGCCUUUGAGGCUGAGCGACAACGCUUGAACGAACGCAUUGUCGAGCUCGAGGCUUCCAUACGACAGAAGGAGGCGGAGGCUAAGCAGCUCGAGGCUGAUGCUAAGGAGCACGAGGCAGUGGCGCGGCGUCUCGAGCAGGAACGAGAGCGAGAUUCCGUCAAAUUGAGGAACGACCGUUUGGAGAUCAAGGACAAAGAGGCUACUAUGAAGUUACGAGAACUGGAUCUCAAGCGCCAACAGGACGAGACGAAUCGGGAGAGAGAGAACAUUGAGAAGCGCCUUGAAGACUUGCGCAGACAAGAAGUAGAGCUUCGCAAACGACAGCAGGAGGUGCAGCGCAAGGAGGAGGAUGCACGGAGGAAGGAAGAUGACGCGCGACAGAAGGAGGAGGAUGCGCGGGAGAAGGAACGCGAUGCUCGGCAGCGUGAGGCUGAUGCUCGCAAGUGGGAGGCAGAGCUGCGCACGCAAGAGGAGGAGCUCAAACAGCGUGUUGCCGCAUUCCGCGACGAAGUUCGGGCGCAUGAAGAAGACCAUCGCGCGCGAGAGGCGGCCGUUCAAGCGCUCGAAGCUGACGUUCGUCGCAAGGAGGAGGCCAUGGAUCUCCGCGACAGCGUCUUGACCCAGAAGGAGCAAGACUUCAAAGAGCGCGUCGCUGUACAAUCGCGAGAGUACGAGCAACGCCGCAAGCAGGAGGCGGCGAAGGCGAAGGCGGCUGAGCAGGAGCGGCGGAAACUGGCGGAGGAGGCGGAGGAGGCGCUGAAGAAGCGUGCGGAGGAAGCGGAACGGGAGCGUGAAGAGGAGGCGGAGCGUAAACGCGAAGAGGGUGAAGAGGAGGAUGAAGAGCGUCGCCAAUCUCUUGAUCAAGACGAGGAACGCCUUGAGAAGGAGCGCGAGGAGCUCGAGGCUGAACGUCAACGAAUCGCCGAAGAGCGCCAACGCCUCGAAGAAGAGCGAGAUACACUUCUUGCGGAGCUACAGCAACAGCGCGAACAGCUUGAGAGCGAACGUCAGGCUCAGUUGAGCGCCCAGUCCGUGGAGGAGACUCGGAAGCAGGCUCAAGAGGCGAGGAGAAAAGAUUUGGAGGCGAGGGCGGCGAAGCGACGAGAGAAUGAAGAGAAACGCGAAGCUGAGGAGAGACGCUUGGCGGAGGAGCGCAGGCUAGAGGAGGAACGUGAAGAGGAGGAGCGAAAGGCAGAGGAUGAGCGGAUUGCUCGAGAAGCACAGGAGGAGGAGGAACGCUUAGCAGCGGAGGAAGCGGAGGCGGCUAGGGUAGCGGAGGAGCAGCGCCUCGCGGAGGAGAAACGCGUAGAAGAGGAGAGGAAGCGUGCGGCAGAGGAGAGGAGAAUGAAGGAAGUGCGUAUGGCACAGGCGAGGCGCGAACAGCAGGAGGCUCAGAAGAAGCGUGCGGAGGAAGAGGAAGCAGCCCGUCGGCGCGAGGAGGAAGAUCAUCGACUCGCGCAAGAGCUUCAGUCAGAGGAGUGGCACCAGGCUGCGUCCAGGCGGCAGGCGGCGCAGGAGGAGGCCUUUCGCGAACGUGAGGCUCAGUACUACAAUCGUACCGUCGAAAGGGAACGCAACCGGUCCAUCGAUGGCAGCUACCGUGGUCAAACUCCAGCCUUUGAUGGUCUCUUCCGUGGCACGACUCCUGCUCCCUCAUCCUCGCCGUCUUGGUCUAUGCCCUCUCGAAGCGGGCCCACCACAGCCGCAGCUCCUGCGACGGCCGGUGAUCGUAGCAGCACAUCUUCUUCCAACUGGGGUUCAUCAACCUGGAGUCGGCCCACGUCCACCUCGAGCGCACAAACUUCCUACUCUCAAUUCAGUACGACCGCCAAGCCGACUCCCAUACCGAAAGCCUCCGGUUCGCGGUCAGGGAACAGCUUCUCGAGUUCAUCGCCUCGCGCCUCUACCACCGCACGGGAUGAAGCAGAGUGGCAGCGCCGCAUGGACGAGCGUGCUCGCGCCCAAGCCGAGGCUUUCAAGCGCGAACAGGAGCGUGCCGAACAGGAGCAGCAGGCAAGGGUUGCGACGCGGGGCCUGUCAGCCACAGAUAUGACCGCGCUCUUCGCCCAGCACGCGAACAUAUGGAAGUCGCUCUUCAGUAGCGAGGGCUUGCGAUGGAACGACUUCCCUUGGCCAGUCUUUAAGCGACCUUCGGAGCCAGAGGAUAUGACAACACAGGCCAUAGGCGCUUAUGUCCUUUCAAAGAAUGCGCCGGACGCACAGAAGAGCUCGAAGGAUCGGAUCAAGGAUCACAUCAAGCGCUGGCAUCCUGACCGCUUUGAGACCAAGGUCUUACCCCGAGUCUUCCAGACGGACCGCGAGAAGACGAUUGACAUUCCGCUACUUGUAAUAUCUACUUGCCUGGCUCCAGCAACUCAAGAAUUGUAUCUAUACCCUCAUAUCAUCAUGCAACUAUCUGUACAAACAUCAUCUUUACCUAUAUUGUACGCGCACUUGGAACGAACAUCGGUGUACUGCGCUUUUGGCAUGUGUACUUGA